AUGCCACACGAAGAUUUUGGACCAGAUGAUUGUUUUAACGACAUAAAGCUUAAGUUCCGACCAGCACGUUGGCCAAAAAUAGAUCUGUAUCCCGAAGCGAAAGAGGACUUGCUUCGGUCUUUUAAUCUUUUUGACAAGAGCGGUCUAGGCGUUGCUAGUAUCGACUCAGUUAAGGUGGGUGCUUUCAAUCAGGAGGCUUUGAACAUGGUUAAUACAGACAAGUUAAUGUUUCCGGACGAAACUAUCGUCUUUGGUGACUACCUCAAGCUCCUCUCGGAGUGGAUUUUUAACGUCGAUCAGGAUCUUGAUGUAGAGAAGGCUUUCUCACUAUUCGACAUUGAUGGUAAGGGUUACAUCGACUUCGCUGACCUCCGAAGAGUGCGGGACCGUCUUGGAUACUCUCAGGAAAUUGACGACUCAGAAAUUAUCGAUAUGCUGAUUGGGUCCCAGGUGAACGAUGCCGCUGAGGAAUUGAAGGAGAUCUACGAGGCUCGACAGGAUAAGACACGUCUAAGAAAGGGUCAAGGCUACGCCACGUCGUUGGUGGGGGAGGUGGGUGGUGGUGGGACGGAGAGUGGCCCAAUGUUGGCUCCGCCAUCAAUAGGCAUGCACAGACGCACCUCCUCUGAAGAUGCCUUUGAUCCCGCUGGACUCACCGUGGACUUCGACAAGUUCAAACGCGUUCUUCAACUUGAAGCAGCACCUCCUGAACCCAUCUAA
This is a messenger RNA of Hydatigera taeniaeformis, 720 nucleotides long. NCBI's taxonomy places the organism in Eukaryota, Metazoa, Platyhelminthes, Cestoda, Cyclophyllidea, Taeniidae. The record is from the annotation of a GenBank genome assembly.